AUGGUAUAUUCAAUCGAAUUGGCAGACUAUGAGAGAACCAGGAGGCUGUUUACAAUGAGAGGCCACAGGCUAAAAUAUCAAGCCAUUGUAACUCCUGAUAGAAUUAUAUCUUCCAUCAUUGGCCCUGAGACUGGAAAUUACCAUGACAUACAUAUGUACAGACUGGCAGACACGAAGAGAUGUCUGUUUAGUGCAUUUGAUUUCACUCCUGUUGGUGGGCCUUGCUAUUACUUGUAUGGCAAUUCAGUUUAUUCUAAUUCAGCACUGAUAGCAAGGCCAUUUAGAAUAACAAAUGUAUCCGAAGACAAUACUGUGUUCAACACCAAGAUGUUUAGAGUGAAGAUCUCUGUGGAGCAGGAUUUUGCUGAUGUCAGAAGCUUCUUUGUGUUUUUGAAGUAUUUACAAACGCAAAGAAUUGUCAAUGCUCCAUAG
This is a messenger RNA of Phycomyces blakesleeanus NRRL 1555(-), 432 nucleotides long. RefSeq lists its product as hypothetical. The transcript has 3 exons. NCBI's taxonomy places the organism in Eukaryota, Fungi, Mucoromycota, Mucoromycetes, Mucorales, Phycomycetaceae. The record is from RefSeq and is a predicted model, not a curated record. The coding region runs from base 1 to 432 and encodes 143 amino acids.